AUGGCUCAAGAGAAUGAAAAUGCAGCUGGUCCAAGUUAUGGAACAAAGUUGGCGAUGAGUGUCGCAGGUAUCAUGGGAUUCUUCAUUUACUAUGGUGUCUUGCAAGAGACCAUUAUGAAUGAACCCUACGGAAAAACAGACUCUGGCGAGGACGUCUAUUUCACAGAUUCGACUUUCUUGGUGUUUUCGAAUCGUCUUUUCGCUGCAAUCAUUGCAGUCAUCAUUGUAAAGUAUCGUGGUGAGUCACUAAAGAAUGUAGCACCACUCCAAAAGUAUCUCGGUGUUUCGCUGUCAAACUUUUGCGCCACCUGGUGUCAGUAUGAAGCGUUGAAAUACGUCAACUUCCCAACACAGACACUCGGAAAGUGUGGAAAGAUGAUGCCCGUCAUGUUGGUCGGUACUUUCAUCAGCGGAAACAAAUACACCCUCAAAGACUACUUGAUUGCAUUCUCUGUAACCGCUGGUUGUAUGAUCUUCUUUUUAUCUGGUAAAAUUUCAUCUAGUGAUGACGAUGGAAGUACACCAUAUGGUUUGAUUUUGAUGGCUGCCUAUAUGUUUUUCGACAGUUUCACCUCUACCUUCCAAGAAAAGAUGUUCAAAGGAUACACAAUGACAACCUACGAUCAAAUGAUCUAUGUAAAUUCAUUCUCUGCUUUGAUUUGUUUAUUCACUUUGAUGUUGAACGGUAGAUUGUUCCCAGCAAUGGAAUUUGCAAUGACACACCAAAAGUUUGUAUAUGAUUCAACAUUCUUAUCGAUUUGUGCAAGUUUGGGACAAUUGGUUAUCUACUACACCAUUAAGGAGUUUGGUGCUUUGAUUUUCUCAACUAUUAUGGUCACCAGACAGGUAUUCUCGAUUCUCUUGUCGACAGUGUUGUUCAGUCAUCAACUUAGUAACGCCCAAUGGUUCGGUGCAUUCCUUGUCUUUGGAACACUCUACUACAAGACCGCUGAGGAUCAAAAGAAGAGAAAGUCUGGUCAUGGUCAUAGCCAUGGUCACGGUGGUUCAUCGUCUCACUCUCACUCCCACUCUGCUCCACAACAAUCGACUCAAUCCAGCCCAAUCGAGAUCGGUGAUAACAAAGAAAGAAAUUGA
Molecule: messenger RNA, 1095 nt
Organism: Heterostelium album PN500
Lineage: Eukaryota; Evosea; Eumycetozoa; Acytosteliales; Acytosteliaceae
Exons: 4
Coding region: 1-1095 (364 amino acids)
Biological process (GO): transmembrane transport
Cellular component (GO): Golgi membrane; endoplasmic reticulum membrane
Molecular function (GO): 3'-phosphoadenosine 5'-phosphosulfate transmembrane transporter activity
Source: RefSeq, a predicted model, not a curated record